AUGGAAAACUUCACAAGAAGCCUUUCGAGAAGCCUUUCGAGUUCUGUUGAUGCGAAUAGAGUGUGGAGGAGAACAACACACGGAGGGUUUGAUGGUGGGAGGAGCAUGAGGACUAUCUAUCUUGGAGAGGACAACCAUGGAAGGUUUUCGAAGAUCAAGAAGAUGUUUAACUUCAUUGGCUCCAAGAAAAAUGGGAAAGAUGCUUCAAAGGCUCGUCCAUCAUCCAAGAUUUCUAGUUCCAACGAUGAAUUUCAGAGUCGAUUGCUUGUUGAAAUUUACAAGAAUAUGUCCUCUAUACAUGAACUAGGUUCAACUUAG
This is a messenger RNA of Lactuca virosa, 318 nucleotides long. The record is from the annotation of a GenBank genome assembly. NCBI's taxonomy places the organism in Eukaryota, Viridiplantae, Streptophyta, Magnoliopsida, Asterales, Asteraceae.